This is a messenger RNA of Gossypium arboreum, 1218 nucleotides long. RefSeq names its product gamma-glutamyl peptidase 5-like. Lineage: Eukaryota; Viridiplantae; Streptophyta; Magnoliopsida; Malvales; Malvaceae. Gene Ontology annotation, cellular component: cytosol. The coding region runs from base 136 to 903 and encodes 255 amino acids. The transcript has 3 exons. The record is from RefSeq and is a predicted model, not a curated record.
UUAAGGGUUAAAUAACCCACGAACCUACCCCACAUCGCAAUUUCCAAGCCCCUCUAUAUAAACCCCUCAAGCUUCAACUUGUGAUUGCACAUAUCAUCCUCAUUUAGAUACUGUACAAGUUUGGGAGAAGUAAUAAUGAAGGUAGGAAGAUAUGCUGUUUUGCUGGCAGCCAGGGACUCCGAGUUUGUGGAGAAAGUGUAUGGGGGUUAUUUCAAUGUGUUUAUUGCUGCUUUUGGAGAAGAAGGAGAAAGGUGGGACUUAUUCAGGGUUGUGGAUGAUGAGUUCCCUGACAUGAGUGAGCUGUACAAGUAUGAUGGAUUUGUGAUCAGUGGGAGUCCCUAUGAUGCUUACGGGAAUGAUUACUGGAUUCUCAAGCUUUGCUUCCUCUUGCAGACACUUGAUGCCAUGGAGAAGAAAGUCCUUGGGAUCUGCUUUGGCCAUCAGGUUUUGUGCAGGUCAUUGGGGGGGAAAGUUGGCAAGGCUUGCAGUGGAUGGGAUAUAGGGCUGAGGACAGUAAAAGUCGUGAAAGAUUUGUGGGUCCCCAGCUCCCUGGAAGAGUUGGAUGAAAUGCCCUCUUCCCUGUCAAUCAUAGAGUGCCACCAGGACGAAGUAUUCGAGGUCCCAAUGGGAGCUCAAGUGGUUGCAUUUUCGGAAAAGACGGGUGUGGAGAUGUUCGUGAUUGGACAACACAUACUUGGCAUUCAGGGCCAUCCAGAGUAUACCAGGGACAUCCUAUACAACAUCAUCGAUCGCCUUCUCGAUAACAACUCCAUUCAGAAUAUGCAGAGAGAUAUUGCCGAGAAAGCUAAAUUUGGAUUGGAAACUGCUGAACCUGACAGGAAGAGCUGGGAAAAGAUAUGCAGGGAUUUUCUGAAGAGAAGACAGAAUUCCAGCUUUUCAUGAAAAUGGAUUAUCUUGGAUAUUUGAUGGCAUUUUGGAACCAUCAAGUUUCUUGGAGCUACUCUAAGCCUACCUAAUUUCAAACGUGUUAAAACUUUUGUAUUCUUCUUUAAUUGACAUGAAACAUAUUAGGCACCGACAGAUUUGUUUUUGGUGAAUCAGUUUCUUGCACAAUUCAGUAGCAACACCUUACCUAAACAAAGUCGAUUUGAAAUAUUACCAUCGGAUAAACUAUUCGAGUGGCGUAGGAGGGAGCCAUGUUAUUGUUAGAGGUGCCAAACGGCUGGAUUCAUAUAACAUUUUUUUCUGGCUUUAAAA